AUGAUCACCGAUUUCAACCAACCGCUUCCUCAGCAGGAAUACAGCUGGAGGAUCUCACCCGUGGCUCUUCGAGACUUCGGGUCCGGCUGUUUCGCCACCUUUCGUGAGAUGCCCCGAAGCUUUGAGAAGAAGGACGAGGAGGAGGACAAAAGAGAGGGCCAGGGUCCAGCCCUGCCAAGCUGGCAGCCGGAGCCGGAGCACGGCGAUUUGGAGCGGUUCAUUAGGUAUUGCAGAACUUCGAAAUGCCCGGACUUCCAGGCUGGACAUUGCGAGCUUCACAAGCCGAUGCAGUGCUUUCACUUCCAUUUCGAGGGCCAGCGCCGGCGUGGCGUCCUGGGCCUGGACGGGAAGCUUUGCUACUGGGAGCUUCCCUGCAAGUGGAUCUCCCAGCCCAACAAGUGCCAUUUGGGUGAGCGAUGCAUCUUCGCCCACUCCAAAGGCGAGAUCUCCUAUCACCCGGCGAAGUACAAGACUCGACUCUGCAACGGUGGAGAUUGCCAGAAGGCGACUUGCUGCUUUGCGCAUUCGGAGAAGGAGCUGCGAAGCAAAGCUGUGGCUCGCUACUCCCACGGGAUGGCUGCAGAGAGGCCAAAGGAGUCGAAGGAGUCGAAGGAGCAGGAGGAGCCCAAGGAGUUGAAGGAGAGCGACGAGGGCCUCUCCGGGGGCCCUCGCUCUUUGGGUGCUUCGGGUUCGGGCGCGACGAGCGCGACUGCCCGCAGUCUGGAAGCUGUGGAUUUGAAGACCUUCAAGGUCUUCCCCUGUCGCAAAGGCAGAGGCGUCCACGAUCGCAAGCUCUGUGCCUUCUACCACAACCCACGCGACCGACGCCGGCCCCCCGCCUGCGGCUACCGACCCGAGCCCUGCCCAGAGUGUUUCGAUUCGGAUUCUCGCGAAGGUGCGAGCAGUUGCUCGCUUGGGGACGACUGCGGCCUGUGCCACAACCGUUUGGAGCUGCUCUACCAUGACAGUGUGUUCAAGAAGCGCGUUUGUGCAACUUUCCCGAAGGUGUCCUCGUGCCAGAGGGGGGACCUGUGCGCGUUUGCACACCACCGAGAGGAGGUUCGCGUGGAGCUGCUAAAGCUUGAAGAGGAGGAGCUCAUGGCAGAAUGGUUGAGUGUACCCGAGGACUCCCGGUCUCCAGAGAUGCAACUCCGAGCAGUGGACUUCUUCACACGCCGCUUCAAGACGCUGUGGUGCCCCUAUGGUACCCAACACAGCUGGCAUGAGUGCGGCAUGGCUUUUUUGUUGAAGGAUUGGCGCCGACGACCUGAACUCGGAUACAGCAGUGAACCCUGCACGGAGUGGGCGAAGCAUGUUGGGGAGCGUCUUCCGUACAAUGAGCGAUGCCCUAGAGGCCUGCGGUGCGGCUUUGCUCACGGCUCGAAGGAGCAACUCUACCAUCCUUCCUAUUACAAGACGAUGCCGUGCACUGACUGGGCAGCGACCGGGCAAUGCCCACGCGGGCCGCAGUGUGCUUUCUACCACGGCGCAGACGAGCAGAGGAUCCUCCGAGAGGCCUCGUCGCCGAGUGCAGCAGUCGCGGGCGCGAGUAUGGGCGCGGCUGCCCAGAACCGAUGCUAA
This is a messenger RNA of Symbiodinium necroappetens, 1581 nucleotides long. The record is from the annotation of a GenBank genome assembly. NCBI's taxonomy places the organism in Eukaryota, Dinophyceae, Suessiales, Symbiodiniaceae.